AUGGAGCAUUCCAUCAAGCUGCCACCAAACUUUGAUUUGCGAGCUGCAAAUGCGGCAACAGAAUGGCGGCUAUGGCGUCUCUGUUUUGAAGACUACUUGGUGGGUUCGGGGCAAGAUAAUGCCGCGGAUAAGGUAAAAUUGGCCCUCUUGAGAAAUAUGUUAGGAAUGGAAGCUGCCAGAAUAGUCACAACGUCGCUACAACUUUCCGAGAGUGAAAAAGAUAAUUACGAUUCAGUAAUGGCCGCAAUCACAAAAUAUGUCAGCCCGCGUGUAAAUGAAGUGUUUGAACGAUUCAAAUUUAACAAUAGAAAACAACAAGAAGGAGAAAGCUUCGAUAGUUUCUUUACGGAAUGUAAACAAUUAAUUUUAACAUGUAACUAUAAACAAAACAAGGAUUCAAUAGAAGAUCAAUUGUUGAGGGACAAAAUUGUACAAGGAGUAUUAGACAAAACAGUACAAGAAUCCUUACUGAAACUAGAUAGCCUUACACUUGAAAAGGCAGCCAACUAUUGUCGCACUUCAGAAAUGAGUAAACGACAGGUGCAGGAGAUGAACCCAACAAUAGAAAUUGAUGUGGUCAAAAAAUCAAAAUCCCAUCAGGCACAGAAGAAAUACUUAUUUCAAUGUAGGAGCUGUCAAACUCAACAUGGGCUGCGAGAAUGUCCUGCCUAUGGAAAAAAAUGCACCAGAUGUGGAAAAUUGAAUCACUUGGCAGUCAGCUGUAAAGUCAAGAAAAUUAAUUUAACUCGAGAAGAUUCAGAAGAGUCUGAUGAUGACACUUUAUUUUGUGGUGCAGUUAGUAGUAAAGGGAAAAAGAAAUGGAUGGACUUUAUUAACAUCGAAGGAAAGAGCAUAUAUUGUAAAAUUGAUACCGGCGUAGAAGUAAGUGUAAUGCCAACAAAAAUCUUCAAGGAACUUCAUUCUAGUGCGGCGCUCAGACCAACAAAGACCUUAGAAGCAUUUGAUGGCACAAAAGUCAAAGCCAUUGGAAAGGUCCGUCUCCAUUGCAAGUACAAGGAGCGAGAGUGUUAUGAGGACUUCAGAGUUGUAGAUUGCAAGUUAAUGUUAUUAGGAGAGUCAGGUUGUGAAGCUUUAAAACUAGUGAAGCGAAUUUACAGUGUUGAUGAAGCUGAAGAUGGGACUCUAAAAGAGGACUUCAUAAAAGAAAAUAUAGAUGUUUUCCAAGGUCAUGGACCAAAUUGAAGGCUACUUUGGAGAUAUACCAAACGUUAUAACUUGGUUUGACGAUAUUUUAGUAAUGGGCGAGACAGAGGAAAUUCAUAAUGAAGCUGUGAGUAAAGUUUUGGCCAAGGCCAGGGAGAUUAGAGCAGUCUUCAAUAAAGAUAAACUACAAUAUAAAAAGUCUGAGGUCAAGUAUGUAGGCCAAAUAUUUAAUGGAACGGGUAUGAGUGUGGAUAAAGCGAGAGUUGAGUCACUAAUUAAAUUAAAAGAACCAACAAAUAAAGAUCAAUUACAACAAAUAAUUGGUUCUUUCAACUAUGUUAGACGCUAUGUUCCUGAAAUGGCUGAAUUAUUAGCACCAUUAAGUAAAUUACUUAGAAAAGACAUUGAAUUUCAGUGGUUACCAUUGCAUGCCAGAGUUUUUAAAGAACUAAAAAAUAAAAUUUCUCAAGCUCCUGCUUUAUGUCCAUUCAACCCACAAAAACAGAUAAUUCUGCAAUG
Molecule: messenger RNA, 1683 nt
Organism: Cydia strobilella
Lineage: Eukaryota; Metazoa; Arthropoda; Insecta; Lepidoptera; Tortricidae
Exons: 2
Coding region: 1-1203 (400 amino acids)
Source: RefSeq, a predicted model, not a curated record